Molecule: messenger RNA, 1020 nt
Organism: Lontra canadensis (Northern American river otter)
Lineage: Eukaryota; Metazoa; Chordata; Mammalia; Carnivora; Mustelidae
Gene: BAD
Product: BCL2 associated agonist of cell death
Exons: 4
Coding region: 124-630 (168 amino acids)
Biological process (GO): apoptotic process
Source: RefSeq, a predicted model, not a curated record
ACUAGGAGCAGCGGGAGGCCAAGACGCUGGGGCGGAACCGCAUCUGGCGGGCGCCCGGGUGGGCCGUGCCCGGAGCCACCUGCCCUCGUCUGUUUGGGGGACCGCUAGUUCCCAGCCCAGAGCAUGUUCCAGAUCCCAGAGUUUGAGCCCAGUGAGCAGGAAGACUCCAGCCCUGCAGAUAGGGGCCUGGGCCCCAGCCCCACAGGGGAUCAACCCCCAGGCCUUGGCAAGCACCUGCAGACGGCCCCAGGCCUCCUAGGGGAAGCUGGUCACCAGCAGGGGCAGCCGGCCAGCAGCAGCCACCAUGGAGGCGCUGGGGCUGUGGAGACGCGGAGUCGCCAUAGCUCGUACCCCGCGGGGACCGAGGAAGAUGAGGGGAUGGAGGAGGAAGAGCUUAGCCCUUUCCGGGGACGCUCGCGGUCAGCGCCCCCCAACCUUUGUGCUGCACUGCGUUAUGGCCGCGAGCUCCGGAGGAUGAGCGACGAGUUCCAGGGCUCCUUCAAGGGACUUCCUCGCCCGAAGAGCGCGGGCACAGCCACGCAGAUGCGACAAAGUCCCAGUUGGACGCGCGUCAUCCAGUCCUGGUGGGAUCGGAACUUGGGGAGAGGAGGCUCCGCCCCCUCCCAAUGACCCGUCCCACAGCCCGAAACCCCCCCCCUUUCCCGGCGCCGCCGGCGGCCAUCUUGGGUGUGGGCGGAAGUCUUUUCCGCAGCCUUUAUGCAAGAAAGAGGAUCAGUCCUUUCCUUUUCGAAGGAGGCGAUCUGACCCAAAGCCCGAUUUCCUUCCGGUGUGUACGAAGAGCACGGAGGGGUUUGUCCCCGUCGGAAGUUUUGAAGUUUUAUCCGCUCUUAGCCGCCGGAAGUGGCACUGUGACCCCGCCCCCGGCGCUGGGCUACUCCCAUCGUCUGCAAGUUGCAAUUCGGCGAAAUCCUGACUUCUCACCAGAACCCUUUCCUCCGCGGUGUCGCUGGGGGCCAUUGCUUGCAGUGACAUGUACUUAAUAAAGCCCGCGUUUGUGCC